AAAGAGAGAGCGAGGUCCACACACACAAGAGGCUGUCAGCCACGCGUACUUAAUAAACUCUUAUAUUCGUUGCGUUGCGUUGCGUUGGAGUAGGAGAUUAACGGCAAACCGUACACAACAGCUUUCUUAUACUUCGAUGCCUCAAAGAUCUGAGUGAUCACACACACAAACACAAAAAGAGAGAGAGAGAGAGAGUUUAGAUAGAUAGGGUUUAAUUAGGGUUUCCAAUUUGUGGAAGCCACAUGGCCUCCACUGCACAGUCCCUCCGCUUCUCCGCCGGCGCUGCCGCUGCCGCCGCCGCCGCCGCUGCAGCUGCAGCAGCCGGUGCCGGUGCCGGCAGCUUCGACGCCCUCAGCCGAAUCCUCGCCGACCUCUGCACACGUGGCAACCCCAAGGAAGGGGCUUCAUUGGCUUUAAGGAAACAUCUGGAGGAAGAAGCUCGCGAUCUUAGUGGAGAAGCUUUUUCUCGUUUCAUGGAUCAGUUGUAUGAGCGAAUUUCCAGUCUUAUAGAAAGCAGUGAUGUUGCUGAAAAUUUGGGAGCUUUAAGAGCUAUUGAUGAGUUGAUAGAUGUGGCACUUGGCGAAAAUGCCUCCAAAGUUUCUAAGUUUUCUAAUUACAUGCGGUAUGUGUUUGACGUAAAGCGGGAUCCUGACAUUUUGAUCCUUGCUAGUAGAGUUUUGGGCCAUCUAGCUAGGGCUGGUGGAGCAAUGACCGCUGAUGAAGUGGAACGCCAGGUAAAUACUGCUCUGGAUUGGCUUCGUGGGGAUAGAGUAGAGUAUCGCCGUUUUGCUGCUGUCUUAAUCUUGAAAGAAAUGGCUGAAAAUGCUUCGACUGUGUUCAAUGUUCAUGUACCUGAGUUUGUUGAUGCUAUCUGGGUUGCUCUAAGGGAUCCAACAUUGGCUGUUCGAGAGAGAGCUGUAGAUGCAUUGCGUGCUUGCCUUAAAGUUAUUGAAAAGCGUGAGACGCGUUGGCGUGUGCAGUGGUAUUAUCGUAUGUUUGAGGCUACACAAGAUGGAUUGGGUAGAAAUGCUCCUGUUCACAGCAUACAUGGUUCUUUACUUGCAGUUGGGGAGCUGUUGAGGAAUACAGGUGAGUUCAUGAUGUCAAGGUACAGAGAAGUUGCUGAAAUUGUCCUAAGAUAUCUAGAGCACCGAGAUCGGCUUGUUCGCCUGAGCAUAACUUCUCUUCUGCCUCGCAUUGCUCAUUUUCUGCGUGAUCGAUUUGUUACAAACUACUUGACGAUAUGCAUGAAUCAUAUUCUAGCGGUUCUGAAAAUACCUGCUGAACGUGCCAGUGGAUUCACUGCCCUUGGGGAGAUGGCUGGUGCUUUGGAUGGGGAACUAUUGCUCUAUUUGCCGACAAUUACAUCUCACUUGCGUGAAGCAAUUGCUCCACGUAGAGGUAAACCCUCACUUGAGGCUUUGGCUUGUGUUGGGAGCAUAGCAAAAGCAAUGGGCACUGUUAUGGAACCUCAUGUUCGUGGUCUUUUUGAUGUUAUGUUUUCUGCUGGUCUUUCCCCUACACUUGUAGAAGCCCUUGAGCAAAUAACUAUCAGUAUUCCAUCUUUGCUGCCAACUAUUCAAGAUCGGUUGCUUGAUUGCAUUUCAAUGGUUCUUUCCAAAUCCCAUUAUCUUCAGGGAAGGCCAGCUGUUGGCAUGGGAAGAGGAAAUAUUAUGAACAUCCCUCAGCAGACUUCAGACCUUAGUGGUUCAGCCCUAGUGCAGCUUGCUUUGCAGACUCUUGCUCGUUUUAAUUUCAAGGGCCAUGACCUUCUUGAAUUUGCAAGAGAGUCAGUUGUUUUAUAUCUGGAUGAUGAGGAUGGAGCCACACGAAAAGAUGCUGCCCUAUGUUGUUGCAGAUUAGUGGCAAAUUCUUUUUCUGGUAUAGCAUGCACACAGUUUGCCCCUAGUAGGUCGAAUCGAACCGGAGGAAAAAAACGGCGUCUUGUUGAGGAGCUUGUGGAAAAGCUUCUUAUUGCGGCUGUUGCAGAUGCUGAUGUUUCUGUUCGUCACUCUAUCUUUUCAUCUCUGCAUGGAAAUAGAGGUUUUGAUGAUUUUUUGGCACAGGCUGAUAGUUUGAGUGCGGUUUUUGCUGCUUUAAAUGAUGAGGAUUUUGAUGUCCGAGAAUAUACAAUUUCUGUUGCUGGGAGGUUAUCAGAAAAAAAUCCUGCAUAUGUUCUUCCAGCACUUCGUCGCCAUCUCAUACAACUGUUGACGUAUCUGGAGCAGAGUGCAGAUAGCAAAUGCAGAGAAGAAAGUGCAAAGUUACUAGGCUGUCUAAUACGGAAUUGUGAGAGGCUAAUACUUCCAUACAUUGCUCCAAUACACAAGGCACUUGUGGCUAGGCUUCUUGAGGGCACUGGUGUCAAUGCAAAUAAUGGCAUUAUAAGUGGAGUUCUUGUAACUGUUGGGGAUCUUACAAGAGUGGGUGGUUAUUCGAUGAGACAAUACAUUCCUGAACUUAUGCCUUUAAUUGUUGAUGCUUUAUUGGAUGGAGCAGCUGUCACAAAACGUGAAGUGGCUGUUACUACUCUUGGUCAAGUUGUGCAGAGCACUGGGUAUGUUAUAACUCCAUAUAAUGAGUAUCCACAGCUACUUGUCUUACUCUUGAAAUUGCUGAAUGGCGAGUUAGCAUGGUCUACCAGACGGGAGGCACUGAAGGUCCUUGGAAUUAUGGGUGCCCUGGAUCCUCAUGUGCAUAAACGAAAUCAGCUGAGUUUGCCAGGGUUGCAUGGAGAUGUAGCUCGUGCUACCAGUGAUGCAGGUCAUGUUCAGUCCAUGGAUGAUCUGCCUAUGGAUCUGUGGCCAUCUUUUGCUACAUCUGAAGAUUAUUAUCCCACGGUUGCGAUCAAUUCUCUCAUGCGAAUACUUAGGGAUCCUUCUCUUGCUAGUUACCAUCAAAAGGUGGUUGGAUCACUUAUGUUCAUAUUUAAGUCAAUGGGUCUUGGUUGUGUUCCAUACUUACCGAAGGUUUUGCCUGAUCUCUUUCAUACUGUUCGUACAUGUGAAGAUACUCUAAAGGAUUUUGUAACAUGGAAGCUUGGAACUUUGGUGUCUAUUGUGCGUCAGCAUAUUCGAAAAUAUCUGCAAGAUUUGCUGUCUUUAAUUACAGAAUUAUGGUUGUCCUUCAGUUUUCCAGCUACUAGCCGUCCUCCACUUGGCUAUCCAGUUCUGCACCUAGUGGAACAGCUUUGCUUGGCCCUCAAUGAUGAAUUUAGAAUGCAUCUCCAUUUCAUUCUUCCAGGUUGUAUCCAAGUUCUAAGUGAUGCAGAACGGUUUAAUGACUACACCUAUGUUCCUGAUAUCCUCCAUACACUUGAAAUAUUUGGCGGGACGUUGGAUGAACAUAUGCAUCUUCUUCUUCCUGCACUUAUUCGCUUGUUUAAAGUAGAUGCUUCUGUUGAUAUAAGAGCUGCUGCUAUAAAAACAUUGACAAGAUUGAUACCUCGUGUGCAGGUUACCGGUCACAUAUCUUCUCUUGUGCAUCACUUGAAGCUGAUUUUAGAUGGGAAGAAUGAUGAGCUCCGGAAGAAUGCUGUGGAUGCUCUUUGUUGUCUGGCUCAUGCCCUUGGGGAGGACUUCACCAUUUUCAUUCCAUCGAUACAUAAACUUUUGUUGAAACAUCGCUUGCGGCAUAAGGAAUUUGAGGAAAUUGAAGGGCGCUUACAAAGACGUGAACCGUUGAUCUUGGGGAGUAUGGCAGUCUCCCAAAGAUUAAGCCGACGACUUCCAGUAGAGAUUAUUAGUGACCCAUUAGAAAAUAAGGAGAUUGACCCUUAUGAGGAUGGGUCUGAUGUUCAGAAACAUCUCAGAGGCCAUCAGGUCAAUGCUGGCCGAUUGCUCGCUGCUGGGGAGGCUUCUCAGCGUAGUACCAAGGAAGAUUGGGCAGAAUGGAUGAGGCACUUUAGUAUUGAACUUCUGAAGGAAUCUCCUUCUCCUGCCUUACGAACCUGUGCUAGGCUUGCACAGUUGCAGCCUUUCAUUGGGCGUGAGUUGUUUGCAGCUGGUUUUGUUAGCAGUUGGGCACAGCUAAAUGAGACUACUCAAAAGCAGUUAGUUCGCAGCUUAGAGAUGGCCUUUUCAUCUCCAAACAUUCCUCCUGAAAUCUUGGGAACACUUCUGAACUUGGCAGAGUUCAUGGAACAUGAUGAGAAACCUCUUCCCAUUGACAUCCGCCUCCUUGGUGCUCUUGCAGAAAAGUGUCGUGCAUUUGCUAAAGCCCUGCACUACAAAGAAAUGGAAUUUGAAGGAGCUCUCUCCAAGAAGAUGGAUGCUAACCCUGUAGCCGUUGUUGAAGCACUAAUACAUAUAAACAAUCAAUUACAUCAGCACGAGGCUGCAGUUGGAAUAUUGACUUAUGCCCAGCAAAAUUUAGACGUUCAAUUGAAGGAGUCUUGGUAUGAGAAAUUGCAGCGAUGGGAUGAUGCACUUAGGGCUUACACUACCAAAGCCUCUCAAGCAUCUAGUCCACAUCUAGUUUUGGAUGCCGUUGUAGGACGGAUGCGAUGCCUUGCUGCAUUGGCUCGAUGGGAGGAGCUUAACAGCUUGUGCAAAGAAUAUUGGACCCCGGCUGAGCCAGCUGCUCGACUAGAAAUGGCCCCAAUGGCUGCAAAUGCUGCUUGGAACAUGGGAGAGUGGGAUCAAAUGGCUGAAUAUGUGUCUCGAUUAGAUGAUGGUGAUGAAACCAAACUUCGGGGUUUGGGGAACACUGCUGGGGGUGGUGAUGGAAGUAGUAAUGGAACAUUUUACAGGGCUGUUUUGUUAGUUCGUAGAGGAAAGUAUGAUGAAGCACGUGAAUAUGUUGAGAGAGCUAGGAAAUGCCUGGCAACAGAGCUUGCUGCUUUGGUUCUGGAGAGCUAUGAACGUGCUUAUAGCAAUAUGGUCCGUGUUCAGCAGCUCUCAGAACUAGAGGAGGUCAUUGAUUACUGUACACUUCCUGUUGGAAAUCCUGUUGCUGAAGGACGGCGGGCCCUUAUUCGCAAUAUGUGGAAUGAACGCAUACAAGGAGUGAAACGAAAUGUUGAGGUCUGGCAGGCACUUCUGGCAGUUAGAGCUCUUGUGUUACCUCCUACAGAGGAUAUUAAAACUUGGCUCAAGUUUGCUGCUCUUUGCCGAAAAAGUGGGCGGAUCAGCCAGUCUAGAUCUACAUUAGUUAAACUCUUGCAGUAUGACCCCGAAACUUCCCCUGAAAAUAUAAGGUAUUGUGGGCCUCCUCAAGUAAUGCUGGCCUACUUGGAGUACCAGCAUUCUCUUGGAGAUGAUGUCAAGCGAAAGGAAGCAUUUGCUAGGUUGCAGAAUUUGGCUAUAGAGAUUUCAAGUGCCCCAAGCACUCAACUAGUUACCCCAAUUGGCUUUGGAAGCUGUACAAGUUCAAGCGUUCCACUCCUUGCCCGUGUAUAUCUUAAACUUGGAAUUUGGCAGUGGGCACUAAUUUCUCCUUCUCCUGGAUUGGAUGAUGAUUCUAUCAAAGAUAUCCUUAAGGCAUUCAAGAAUGCCACUCAGUAUGCAAACAAAUAUGCAAAGGCAUGGCAUUGGUGGGCACUAUUCAAUACGGCAGUGAUGUCUUUUUAUCUUAAAGUUCCAAAUGUUACAGCACAGUUUGUUGCACAGUUUGUUGUUGCAGCAGUUACUGGAUAUUUUCAUUCAAUAGCAUGUGCAGCAAAUGCUAAAGGUGUUGAUGAUAGUUUACAGGAUAUACUUCGCCUUCUCACAUUGUGGUUCAACCAUGGAUCUACUACAGAAGUCCAAAUGGCUCUACAGAAAGGAUUUUCACUUGUUAAUAUUAAUACAUGGCUUGUGGUUUUACCUCAAAUAAUUGCUCGGAUACAUUCCAAUACCCGUGCUGUGAGAGAACUGAUACAGUCACUUUUGGUGCGAAUUGGACAAAGUCAUCCACAGGCUCUUAUGUACCCUCUUCUAGUAGCUUGUAAAUCGAUAAGCAAUUUACGUAGAGCUGCAGCCCAAGAAGUGGUUGACAAAGUUCGGCAGCAUAGUGGUGUACUUGUUGAUCAGGCACAACUUGUAUCAAAAGAAUUAAUCCGUGUUGCAAUACUUUGGCAUGAGAUGUGGCAUGAGGCAUUGGAAGAAGCUAGUCGUUUGUAUUUUGGUGAACAUAAUAUCGAGGGGAUGCUAAAGGUGUUGGAGCCAUUGCAUGAAAUGCUUGAGGAAGGUGCUAUGAAGAAUGAUACCACGAUAAAAGAGAGAGCAUUCAUUGAGGCAUAUCGUCAUGAAUUACAAGAGGCCUAUGAAUGUUGCAUGAAAUAUAAGAGAACUGGAAAAGACGCUGAGCUUACUCAGGCAUGGGAUCUCUACUAUCAUGUAUUUAGACGGAUAGAUAAGCAGCUUCAAAGUCUUACAACCCUGGACCUGCAGUCCGUCUCUCCAGAAUUGUUAGAAUGUCGUGAUUUGGAGCUUGCUGUUCCUGGGACAUACAAAGCUGAUUCACCAGUGGUGACGAUUGCAUCAUUCGCACCCCAGCUGGGUAUCAUAACAUCUAAACAGCGACCUCGAAAAUUGACAAUUCAUGGGAGCGAUGGUGAUGAUCAUGCCUUCUUACUGAAGGGGCAUGAAGAUUUACGCCAAGAUGAACGUGUAAUGCAGCUUUUCGGUUUGGUGAAUACUCUGCUGGAGAAUUCUAGGGACACUCAGGAAAAGGAUUUGUCUAUUCAACGAUAUGCUGUCAUUCCACUAUCUCCAAACAGUGGAUUGAUUGGUUGGGUCCCAAAUUGUGACACCCUUCACCAUCUCAUUCGGGAGUACAGGGAGGCCAGAAAGAUUGCCCUGAAUCAAGAGCACAAACAUAUGCUGAGUUUUGCCCCAGAUUAUGACCAUUUGCCACUCAUUGCUAAAGUGGAAGUCUUUGAGUACGCCCUGCAAAAUACUGAAGGCAAUGACCUGGCAAGGGUUCUUUGGUUGAAAAGUCGAACUUCUGAGAUAUGGCUAGAGAGGAGGACAAAUUAUACUAGAAGUUUAGCAGUCAUGAGCAUGGUGGGUUACCUUCUUGGCUUAGGUGAUCGUCACCCAAGUAAUCUCAUGCUACACCGCUCUAGUGGCAAGAUCUUGCACAUUGAUUUUGGAGACUGCUUUGAAGCUUCAAUGAACCGGGAGAAGUUUCCUGAGAAGGUACCCUUCCGCCUGACUAGAAUGCUUGUGAAAGCUAUGGAGGUUAGUGGUAUUGAGGGCAACUUCCGUUCAACUUGUGAAAAUGUGAUGCAAGUUCUCCGAACACAUAAGGAUAGUGUUAUGGCUAUGAUGGAGGCCUUUGUUCAUGAUCCUCUAAUUAAUUGGCGUCUUUUCAACUUCAAUGAAGUCCCACAAGUGUCAGUGUUUGCAAGCGCUAAUGUCACUCCUGUUGUGAAUGCUGAAGAAACUGCUCCAAAUAAAGAGCUUACUCACCCUCCACGGGGUGUUCGUGAGAGGGAACUUCUUCAGGCUGUUCAUCAACUUGGUGAUGCUAAUGCUAAUGAGGUCUUGAAUGAACGUGCUGUGGUUGUAAUGAAUCGGAUGAGUCACAAACUUACUGGACGUGAUUUUUCUACUUCCUCCUCUGUAUCCACCAGUUCUAUUCAGCAUGCAGUAGAUCACAGCACCUUGAUUUAUGGAGAAAGCCGUGAAGUUGAUCACGGAUUAACUGUUAAAUUGCAAGUUCAGAAGUUGAUUACCCAAGCUAGAUCACAUGAAAAUUUGUGCCAAAAUUAUGUUGGGUGGUGUCCUUUUUGGUAAAGCAGAAGAGUAGUAUUGUAUUGUUUAUACUGUAUAUAUUUUGUAUAUAGCUGGACCUUUUGAGAAGCCCUUUUCCACUUCUCAGUUGUUGUAUUUUAUGUAUAGAUGCAAUUCCAAUCAAUAAAAGAUGUAUUAUUUCUCAUCAAA
Quercus lobata is the source of this 7868-nucleotide messenger RNA. RefSeq names its product target of rapamycin (gene TOR). The transcript has 57 exons. Gene Ontology annotation, molecular function: protein serine/threonine kinase activity; protein-containing complex binding; protein binding. NCBI's taxonomy places the organism in Eukaryota, Viridiplantae, Streptophyta, Magnoliopsida, Fagales, Fagaceae. Gene Ontology annotation, cellular component: TORC1 complex; nucleus; TORC2 complex. Gene Ontology annotation, biological process: TOR signaling; negative regulation of macroautophagy. The record is from RefSeq and is a predicted model, not a curated record. The coding region runs from base 243 to 7721 and encodes 2492 amino acids.